Messenger RNA from Gracilinanus agilis (Agile Gracile Mouse Opossum), 3540 nucleotides. RefSeq names its product CTD phosphatase subunit 1 (gene CTDP1). Gene Ontology annotation, cellular component: nucleus. Lineage: Eukaryota; Metazoa; Chordata; Mammalia; Didelphimorphia; Didelphidae. Gene Ontology annotation, molecular function: RNA polymerase II CTD heptapeptide repeat phosphatase activity. The transcript has 12 exons. Bases 16 to 2616 code for a protein of 866 amino acids. The record is from RefSeq and is a predicted model, not a curated record.
AGCCACCCAGUAGUUAUGAAAGGUUUAUGUGCUGAAUGUGGUCAAGACUUAACACAGUUACAGAGUAAGAAUGGAAAACAGCAAGUGCCAUUAUCCACAGCAACUGUCUCCAUGGUGCACAGUGUGCCAGAACUGAUGGUUAGCUCUGAGCAAGCUGAGCAGUUAGGGAGAGAAGACCAGCAGCGGCUACACCGAAACAGAAAGCUAGUUCUCAUGGUCGAUUUGGACCAAACAUUAAUUCAUACAACGGAGCAACACUGUCAACAAAUGUCAAACAAAGGUAUAUUUCAUUUUCAGUUAGGGAGAGGUGAACCUAUGCUGCAUACUCGUUUACGUCCUCAUUGCAAGGAAUUUCUAGAAAAGAUUGCCAAACUAUAUGAACUGCAUGUUUUCACCUUUGGUAGCCGGCUUUAUGCACACACCAUCGCAGGUUUUUUAGACCCUGAAAAGAAGCUUUUUUCUCACCGAAUAUUGUCAAGGGAUGAGUGUAUUGACCCAUUUUCUAAAACAGGGAACCUUAGAAAUCUUUUCCCGUGUGGAGAUUCAAUGGUUUGCAUUAUUGAUGACCGAGAAGAUGUCUGGAAGUAUGCGCCCAAUUUGAUAACUGUAAAGAAAUAUGUAUACUUUCAGGGCAUAGGAGAUAUUAAUGCACCUCCUGGAUCCAGAGAAACUCAAAUGAAAAAGAAAGUUAAUCAUUCUUCUAAAACAGCUGAAAUCUCAGAACAAACCAUAUCCCUGAAAGAUGCUGAAGAUGGAAAGAGUGUUUCUUGUGUAGAAGAACAGAGUAAUGGCCUUGGGAAAUCCACAAAGGAAUUGAAUGGUAGUAAGGUUAUACACAGUGAAUCUUCCAAAUGGUGUUUAAGUUCUAGUGAUAAAAUAAAUGAGAGACAUUCCUUCCAUGGUACCUCUGAUCACAUAACAGAUGCUACGAGUACUAAUGAUUUGAUGACUGGGAAGGAAUCUCAGAUUUCUUCAGAACAGGAUGACAGAACAUCAUCAGAAAAACAUCCUGGCCAAAGCAAUGCAGGUAAUGAUUUGGACUUUGAACUCUCUAGUGACAGUGAAAGUAAUAGCGAAUUAGAUGGCCACAAAUCUGCUUCCUCUUCUGCAUCUGAAAGUGAAAAUGAAGAGAAGAGAAGCUGGAAGAAGUCAAAAGUAACACAGGAAGAGACUUCUCAACCACAGGAUGGCACAGACCCAAGUAUGGAGAAAACUGCUGGAGUCAAUCAUUCCACAGAGUCUGGCUCUAGUGUACAUCUUCAUGGUAAAGUCAAUGACCUUGAAGUACCUGAAGAAAGUGAACAGGAUGGCCUUUGUGAUCUGGGAAAUGGCUGUGUGGACAAGAAAGAAGCAGAGACAGAGUCCCAAAAUAGUGAACAAUCUGGUAUUACAGUGGGUGAGUCUUUAGAUCAGAGCAUGGAAGAAGAGGAGGAAGAGGAAGAAGAUAAUGAUGAAGAUGAUCAUUUAAUUUACCUUGAAGAGAUUCUUGUUCGAGUACAUAAUGAUUAUUAUACAAAGUAUGAUAAAUACCUGAAUAAGGAGAUCCAAGAAGCACCUGAUAUACGGAAAAUAGUACCAGAACUGAAAAGUAAGGUGUUGGCAGAUGUUACCAUAAUAUUUAGUGGGGUGUGUCCAACAAAUUUUCCAAUAGAAAGGACACGAGAACAUUAUCAUGCAACAGCACUUGGAGCUAAGAUCAAUAAGAAUUUGAUAUUGAGUGCCGAUGAUCCUAACAAAGCAACUCACCUUAUUGCAGCAAGGGCUGGCACAGAGAAAGUAAGACAAGCUCAAGAGUGUAAACAUCUUCAUGUUGUAAACCCUGAUUGGUUGUGGAGCUGCUUGGAAAGGUGGGACAAAGUAGAGGAACAACUCUUCCCUUUAAAGGACGAUUACAUCAAAACGCAAAGGGAAAAUAGUCCAGCAACAUUUCCUGAUAUACAGAGUGCUUUUCCAACAGCCUUGUUCCAUCCAACACCUAUCCAUCCAAAGUGUCAACCUGGCCCAGAAGUUCGAAUUUAUGAUUCUAACACUGGGAAACUAAUCAGAAAAGGGUCUCAGAAUUCUGGACAGUCUCUAUAUAUCCAGUCACCAGCUUCUCCUGUCACAUUACCAGUCCACGGGGAACAUUCUUCCUUCAGAGUUGUUCAACCACAUCAACAACAGAUGUUUGAAGAAGAAUUGCCAGCAAGUCAAGACGAAGAAGAGCAGCCUGGUCCAUCUAGAAGAAAACGACAGCCAAGUAUGUCUGAGACAAUGCCGCUAUACACACUUUGUAAAGAGGAUUUAGAAAGUAUGGAUAAAGAGGUUGAUGACAUCUUAGGAGAAGGGAGCGAUGACAGUGACACGGAAAAGAAGAAGCUAGAAGAGGGAGAGAAACCCCAAAAGGGUGAAACUGAGAAUCUUGGAACAAAAAUUGAACAAAGACCUGGGUCAUCAUCAUCGAGUGAAAGAAGCCUGUCAGGCAGUAUACCCAGAGGCCACAAGCGGAAGCUGAAUGAGGAUGAUGCUGCCAGUGAAUCUAGUAAAGAAUCCAGUAAUGAAGAUGAAGAGGGAAGCAGCUCAGAGGCAGAUGAAAUGGCAGCUGCUCUUGAAGCUGAGUUGAAUGACUUCAUGUGACAUCUGGGAGGAGGAUUUGUAAUUAUGUUUUAUUUCUUGUAACAGAUCACAGACUUCAAGUGAGCCCCGUAUGGUAGCAGUCAGUUAUUUUUUUUCCCCUCAAAGCCAAUAUGUAUAUUUUGUAAAUCAACACAAAAAGGCGACACAUUAUUUUACACAAUCAGAAAUAGGUGUUUUUAAGGUGUUUUAUUACAGUCAAAGUAUACUUUUUUAAAUAGCAAAAGUGUUAAAGGGGGGAAAGGGGAAUUAGUGUGCAAUGCCAAAGAAGUGUUGAAUUUUACAGAAUAUAUAGUAGUAGGAGGGUUUGUGAUUUAUUGACACAUUGCAGGGUUUUUUUUUUUUUUUUGGUUGUUUUUUUUUUUUCUUUUUUAAAUACCACAGAACAUGAUUUGGGGUAAAAGAUUUCAGGGAAACAGACAAGAUAAGAGGAAUGAUGUAGCAAGAAUAUGAUGAUCUUAGUCAUGCUUUUUCACAGCUAAAGCUAUUGAAAAUAGAAAAAGGAUUUUAAAAUGUAAAACAAUUUAUAUUUGUAUAGAAACUAAAAAGUGUGAUAUGCAGGCUUCAUGAACUCUGCACUUGACACCCAUGUCACUUGUAUCUGAAAGAAUACAUAAUGAUCAAAUUUCCUAUUUUUAAGUUACUUUCUGAAGUAGUUGGGCUCUUUAGAAGACUAUUGUUUAGAUUUUAAACUUUGCUUCUGUGUAACCUGGAAUUUUAGCACAGUAUAUGUGCUCUGCCAUCCUGUACUGCCAUAAGGAACUUAUUCAUGCAUUUGUUUUCUUCAUAAAAGGAAUGAGUGCUAGUUUAUCUUAGAUAGGAUUUUAUUUCUUUGGCUGAGAGAUCUGAUGUAAAGUUUUUGUAUAUUCUAUUUCAUAUUUGACCCACCAAACAGAUUUUUCUUUCAUUUAAUAAAGAUCCAUUUUG